AUGGUGGAGGAACUCAAGAGGCAGAUGUCGAAUUUUUUCCCCCUGGUUGAAGAAGGUUUUGCGUCCAUAGAAACCGCGGCCCCGUUGACGCCGCAUCUCGAUCAGGGGAUGAGCCUUUUCAGUCCGUUUGAUGUGACUUUUGGAGAGCCGUUGCGAGACGCAGAGACUCGUGCGGCCCGCUUGAAAAUGGGCCCCCGCCAGUCUCCGCUAGCGUCGAAAUUAGAGUCUACCGCUGCUUCUUCAGAGACUCUAGAGACGAACGCUCUCGUUUCGCAUCUUGGAUCGAAACCUCGGCCACAGAACACUGUGAGCUCCAUGCAAAGAAAGGCUUUUCCUGCUGGGCUAGCCCAACUCAGAGAUCCGUUUGACCCUUUCGACAAUGCGCAGUUUGUUCAAGGAAACACCCGCCAAAAUGGUUUUGACCAGAAGGCACCAGGAGCGCACGAUCCGAGUCAUCCGCCGAGGGAAACCUUUCCAAAGAGGGAAAAUCUCUUAGAUCUAAAAGGUCUUGAGUUGAACCGGCUAAAAGGUCCGUUUGAGCCAAUAGGAACGCUCGAUUCUGAUCUUGCGUUCCAGCAAAAACGUCUCCUCGAUACGGAAAUUCCCUUCGAAAUCAAGUCAAACGGUCUUUUCAAAGCUCUUAAUGGUCCAUCGCGCAAGAAGUCCUUUGAAACAGAGCCAUUUGGCCAACAGUUUGAGAGUUCUCUCGACACGAAUCCCUUCAAACCAGAAGUAUUCCCCUUACGCUCCAGCACCCUAGCGGAUCCGCUUCUGUCUGGCCCGAAAACCGACGCAGCAAGAAAUGAUGAGUUAGAAAUAAAUUUGGAUAGGCAACUUGAGAGGCAGUUGGAGGAACAGCUCGAUGAGCAGUUUGACAAACCGGCGGAAGGGCAGUUUGAGCACAAAAAAGCAAACGAGCUGACGCUUUCAAAUCAUCUGGCCCAGCCCUCUUUUCUGUCGUCCUUUCUGGCCGUCCUGGCACUGACUCCCUUUCUGGCGCUGAUUUUGUCCCCCCAUAGCUUUUCGCUGAACAUGUUCCAAUCUCCUGUGCCAGGGCCACUUGCGGAACGAGUCGAUUUAUCGCAGCAGCUUGACCAUCUUCACUUGGCUUUCGAGGCUUUAGACGGCCUGCCACUACGGUCCAUAUGGAGCACCCCGCGUCUGGAAAAAACCGAUAAGGCUAUUGAUACCCCAAGAAAGAAUAUUUACUCGGAGAGAGUGCAUAAACCCAUCUUUGUUCCAGAACGAGAGGACAAAGCAAGAGAACGGAAAGGAGAGAAGGGAAAGGAAAGAGAGAGGGAGAGGGCGAGGGAGCGAGAAUCCGAACCGGCCGAGUCCAACAGCAAGAAAGGAGAUGCUAGGAAAGGCGACAAGCAACCCAAAAGAAACAAACGGACACUGAGCGUUAUUUCCACCACAACCACAACGAGGAUGGCCACGCCUUCUGUCUCCUCUACCUGUUCACCGCGCUCUGUGUUUUGUACAUCGUUUGUUUCUUCCACACCUUCCACGUAUUGUAUUCCUUCUACAACAUCGUCUGCUGCAUCUUCUACUGCAACGCUAUCAGCAUCUUCUGCCGAAGCGCCUUCAAGUGCUACUUCCUCCUCUUCGUCCUUCUCUUCUUCUUCGUCUUCGUUCUCUUCUUCUUCCACAUCCACAUCCACGCUAACGCCCACGCCCUCAAGCAAAAUAUUAUCAGCCGGCAAAGCGCUGGCAAAAGCUGUGGCAACGGAGCAUCCUAUUGUCGUCAAUUUUUCUGGCUGCCGGCCGGCCAUUUCAGACGUACCGCUUCAUUCCGACUGCAGUCGUGUUGUGCUUGCACGUUUGCAGACGAAAGACCGCCCAGAAAACUACUGUUCUACGUUCUACCGCCGCAAUCGUCACGGCUACAUGUUCAUUCGCGAAACAUCAAAUGCCCUCAAAGUCAACAGCAACGGGCCCAAGUCUUGGGUCACACUCCGUGUACGCAUGGGUCGUGAGGCUCAUAAAGUCAAGGUGGAUGUUCGGCGAUUGCCGGUGUGGAAGCCAAUAAACUUGAAUCCACCAGCGGGCCGAUCCAGAAAGAAAGCACGCCAAUAG
Molecule: messenger RNA, 2079 nt
Organism: Clavispora lusitaniae ATCC 42720
Lineage: Eukaryota; Fungi; Ascomycota; Pichiomycetes; Serinales; Metschnikowiaceae
Source: RefSeq, a predicted model, not a curated record